Messenger RNA from Aspergillus viridinutans, 2082 nucleotides. RefSeq names its product dipeptidyl peptidase III. The transcript is spliced from 8 exons. Gene Ontology annotation, molecular function: metalloexopeptidase activity; dipeptidyl-peptidase activity. NCBI's taxonomy places the organism in Eukaryota, Fungi, Ascomycota, Eurotiomycetes, Eurotiales, Aspergillaceae. Bases 1 to 2082 code for a protein of 693 amino acids. The record is from RefSeq and is a predicted model, not a curated record. Gene Ontology annotation, cellular component: cytoplasm. Gene Ontology annotation, biological process: proteolysis.
AUGGGUAAACCCGAGACAUUUCAGCUUUCGGUAGCGGCCUCCUUUGAAGGCCUCACCAACCAAGAGAAGCUCUAUGCCCACCACACGGCCAGAGCCGCAUGGCAAGGGACAAGAAUUAUUCUUCGACAAGUGUCCCCAGAAGCAAACGAUAUUUUCGACUUCAUCAUGGCCCUUCACCACAGCUGUGAUGGUCAAUGGGAACAGCUAGCGGGCAGAGCGCAGGUGGAUAUGACUGAAGUGGAAAAGUUCCUUAAUUAUGCAGCGGUUUUUCUGUCCAAUAUUGGAAAUUACUUCGGCUCUGGAGAUCAGAAGUUCCACCCUGAUACAUCACCAGAUGAGCUGGAGAAGCUUGCGAACUGUGAUCCUACCACAGCGCGAAUGUUUGCAAAGGUUCGAGAUGCAUUGUUUCGACCAUUGCCCAAUAGUCUGGGUGUCCCGAGCGACACCUCCCAAAGCACGUACUAUCUUGGAGAUGGGCCCCUUGAAAAUAUGAAAGAGGUCUCCGCCGUAUCGAAGUUGAUGGAAUCAUCAAAAAUCUUUCCCGAGAAUACUAGAUUGAGGAAGAGCAUCAACAGGGAGGGUGAGAUUACCCUCCGGACAUAUGAUAUCCUGCAAGCCUCAGUAGAAGAAGAUGAAGCCGCUCCUCAGGAACCCGAUGAUCAGUCUGCCAAUGGCACAAGAAUUCGCUUGGUUCGGGGUGAUCACAAAGAAGAACUCAAGAAGAUCAAUCAGAGCCUGAGAGAAGCUAUGAAGUACGCAGCCAAUUGCGAACAGCAGAAACUGCUGGCAGGCAUUGCAGAAAGCUUUUCUACCGGUGACCUUAAUUCCUACAGGGAAGCACAAAGAAUCUGGGUCAAGGACAAGGCCCCAAAGGUAGAGACGGUUUUUGGAUUCGUUGAGCCGUACAGGGAUCCCCUUGGCGUUCGUGCUGAGUUUGAGGGUAUCGUCGGAAUAUCGGACUCAGAAAAAACAAAAGUGCUCCGCAGACUCGCUGAGAUUGCCUCUGAUAUUAUUCCUCAGCUACCUUGGGCUGGGGGAUAUGAGGAGAAUAAUGGAAAAGGCCCAUUUGAGAAGGAGCUUUUCGAUAUUCCUGAUUUUGCCAGCGUCCAAAUCCUGGCUUAUUGCUCCAGCCUGGUGUUUCCAGGGAUCAAUCUUCCAAAUUAUAAUGACAUCAGACAAGAAGAUGGUUUCAAAAACAUUAUCUUUGCUAACCGCAUGGUAGCAGAGAGUAAACGAGCGAGGGGCAUCCACAUGAUUUCUGAAUCAGAGCGCAAAGUUUUCCAGGAGCACCGCUUUACAGCAUACUACAUUUGGGUAGUUCUUCAUGAGAUACUCGGCCAUGGCACAGGCAAGCUCCUUGUAGAGGACUCACAGGGGCAUUUCAACUUCGACAAAGAGCACCCGCCGUUGAACCCACUCUCUGGAAAGCCAAUUGAUAGUUGGUAUGGUCCAGGGGAAACCUGGACAGGAGUCUUCACAGAUUUAUCAACAACUGUGGACGAGUGUCGCGCUGAACUUGUUGGUGCUUAUCUGAUUGAUGUUCCUGAGAUCCUGGAGCUUUUCGGAUGCACUGUAGACAGCGAGACUAAACCUGCUGAUGUGGUCUAUAAUCUCUAUCAGCAACUAGGAGUUGAUGGGCUGCGAGCACUCGAGAAUUACAACCCAUCCACCAAGAAAUGGGGUCAAGCACACAGCAGAGCACAUUUUGGUAUGCUCCAACAUAUGCUUCGUGACAGAAACGGCCUCUACGAAAUCGUUCAUGAUAAAGAGGGCCAGAAUUUGACAGUUCAAGUCAAUCGAUCCCGUAUUCAGGAAGGCAGGGCUUCCCUUGGCCGGAUGCUUCUCCGCUUGCAUAUCUACCGCUGCACAGCGGACAUACGCAGCUGCCGUGAAUUCUAUGAAGACCUGACUACAGUCAAUGAAGAGGCUUUGGGAUGGAGGGAAGUAGUACUCAUGAAGAAGGACCCACCAUUGGCAUUUUGCCAUGCAAAUACCUUUCUAGAAGGACACAGUGUCAUCUUGAAGGAGUAUGAGCCUACUGUUCGUGGGCUCAUCCAAAGCUGGGCAGAGAGGAAUGUCUAA